Cataglyphis hispanica is the source of this 522-nucleotide messenger RNA. RefSeq lists its product as uncharacterized. The coding region runs from base 1 to 522 and encodes 173 amino acids. Lineage: Eukaryota; Metazoa; Arthropoda; Insecta; Hymenoptera; Formicidae. The transcript has a single exon. The record is from RefSeq and is a predicted model, not a curated record.
AUGAGGAACGUCAGCUGGGAAGCGCAGACUAAUACGACUGGAUACUUUAAUUUUUGCGUACCACUCUACAUGUUAUUGGGAUUUUGCGAAGAUUACAAACGCAUUGUGAUUAACGCUCGUCACGAGUUGAUUUUAAUACGAUCGCGCAACGACAACAAUUGUCUGAUUGGAAAUUUGGCGUUGGAGCCUGUGAUUAACAUAUUCAAGAUACAAUGGCGAAUGCCACACGUUAUAUUGAACGAGGUCAACAAGCUGUCGAUGCUGCGCGCUUUGGAAAGCGGACGAUAUCUCAGCAUGGGUUUUCGCUCGUGGGAUCUGUACGAGUUUCCGCUAUUGCAGCGUACAACCAAACAUUCGUGGGCCAUUAAGACCGCGACUCAGCUGGAGAAACCGCGAUACGUUGUCUUCGCUCUGCAGACAGGUCGGAAAAAUGUCAUGUCUAAGGAUACGAAUCGAUUCGACGACUGCAAAUUGAACAACGUAAAAUUCUAUCUGAACUCGAAAUGUUAUCCGUAUGACUGA